Molecule: messenger RNA, 4833 nt
Organism: Procambarus clarkii (red swamp crayfish)
Lineage: Eukaryota; Metazoa; Arthropoda; Malacostraca; Decapoda; Cambaridae
Source: RefSeq, a predicted model, not a curated record
GGAGAGAUAGCACGCCAGGACUCAGGGAGGGACCUCACAACUUGAUCAGAUGUCGCCACAUCCACACUCACUCUACACAUACCAGGCUUUGUAACGUCAUAGUCUCCCUGAACUCUUGUGCUUAUGUUCAGGAAUGUCAACAAGGAUGGUGUGGCAUAGAAGUAUACAUCAGUGAACACGUCCCUAGUACGGGGCGUUGUGAGGGACUCCACCAGUGUGGGGUCCGGUGAUACCAUGGCGGGGCGCACAGACACUUGUUUCGAUGUAAAGUUGUCCCUUAGACUGCACUGAAAGUGACGUUCCAAGGCAAUCUUUCCAGAGCACUUGCUAUUGAUUUUAGAUUGUUCGAAAAGUGUUUAUAUAAAUAUGUUAAUUGUUCAACGUACAGGUAUUGUUUUGUGGAGUGUUGGUGUGGCGUCAGAGUGCUGUGAUCAGCACAGGCAACAGAUAAACGGGAUAAACUACAGCACAGACUGUCCGCUGCCUCUGAGAUGUCCAGUGCUUUUGUUAGUCUUAUGUAAAUGCUUGUAUUUACUGGGUGUGUGUGUGUUAGCAUCCAUUGCACUUCAACAAAAAUUAUUUUCAGUUUCUGUGGACUGUGUUGAAAGUUUAAUGGAAAACCAAAAGAGACUACAGAUAAAGUCUGCCAACUUAAACACCCAUCAGAAGUGUUAAUAUAUUCUUUGGGUGACCUUGAAGACAAAAGUGAUUCUUCCUGACAACCCGGGACGUCAGGUUAGACGCCGUCCCUCACCAGGCCCGCUGGACCUAUCCACCAGUCAAUACCUCACACCUUCCCUGCCCAAAACCAUGCCCUUUUGAGAACUCCAAGAGCAUUUUCCCGCGACACAGCAGCGCCCAAGUGGCAGCGUUGGGAGUAAUCAAGGCGACAUGGGCUCGGGCGUGGGUAAGGGGGAGGACGAGGGCGUGAAGGGAACGUGGCGUGUGAACACCUUCCUCUUUUUGUUGACGGGAAGUCAAGGAGUCUUGCUGCCCUGGACGCCCCUCAUCCUCAAGGCUGCUAGCUUCUCUGCUCAGGGUGUGGGCGUGGUCACGUGCCUUGUUACCCUGGCCUCCAGCUUGGGUGUAAUAGCGUGUCUGACGGGUGUCAGGAAGACCCGCAGCGGGGCCGUACGUCGGCUGCUGCUUCUCCUGCUGCUGGCUUCUGCUGCCGCUUUGCAUGUGUCUGCUGUGAUACUCCUGCAGCAGCAGCAGGCGGUAAGACGCCUUGGCUCCUGCUACUACCAAUAUUCCUCCAUUUCUUCUCCACCCUCUUCAUCAUUGAUCUCUACCACUAUCUCACAGCCAUCGUCAUCACCGCAGCCACCAGGAUCACCAUCAACACCGUUAUUAUCGUCAACAACAUCAGACACGGAGCUGCUGCCUUCAUCAAUGGUUCACCAGAACGGAAGCAUCAUCGUGCUGACAAAAACAACACAAAAUGUGACUACAUUGCAACAUCCGCAAAUUAUGACCUUUGAGACUCCCUCCGUUAUCACAUCGUCCACCACCACCACUGCUGCCACAACACUCACGAACUACAACCGCGCCACAACUACAGAGCCUGAGGUAUCUAACCCUCAUUUGUCAAGUACAGUGGACACCAGCACAGAUGAGACUCGCAGAGGCACCAAAAUAAAGCCAGGGAAGGGCACAAAGGUUCUUCCAGUGACGACAACGGUUGAAGGUCCACAAAAUAAACAAGUAACUGACACCUUCACCACUUUAUGGCCCACAAACAUUAUAAGCAGUUCCAAUAAUUAUGCAAAGAGUGAAUUUUCACAUAAAACUCAAAUAACCUCAAAACGGCAACAUGACUCUGGGAAAAGCGCCGACCACACCAAGACGACAGCAGGAGUACUGCCAGACAACCCUGAUAAUAGCGACCAACGGGCAGAUGUCGGAGAUUUGACUGACAAUGACACACCUCAAAAGGAAGUUGGUGAAGCUGAUGACUCAGAAGACGACGAUGGCGAUUAUAAUGACGAGAAUUACAGCGACAAUCAACAAGGAGAUGAAGUUUCUCUAGUAAGAUUGUCAGGUCCCGAUCGCAAUGAAGACUUACUUUCUAAACCUCGUUUGCUUGGAAAGUAUUCAGAAAGUAAUUUUCCAGUACUUUCUGACCACAAAAAAUCUCCCAAGGCAAUAAUUAACAGCUUAGGAAGCGCUCACUGGAGUCCCAAGAACUGGUUAAACAAAGUCGCAGUUCCACGACAGACACGCGUCGAUCAAACGAACCACAUAACCAGACCAGUCCAGGGAAUCCCAGUCAAGACCGACAAACAUAUCUGGCUUAAGGAGACUCCUAGCAGUAGCAGCAGGCAAGGCAGAGAUCCUUACGAGUCUUCCAUCUUGCCCCAAGUCCCCCCACCGCCCAUUAUAUUCCCACCAGAUGAUAUCAUGAAGCGCACACGUCCUGCUGCAGACUCCAAGAGGGAGGACUCACGGCAUCAUUCUCAUCCAAGAGACCGUCCACGUUCGUACAGCAGUGAUCUGCGCCCGUGGUUGUCCCCUCCACGAAGCCAAAUUGAUGAAUCAGGAAGCCAGGAGAGUCACGAAUUUAGUUCAGGUGUCAACCCACAGAAGGUGUACCAACGAAGCCGUCGUUCCCUUCCUUUAUAUACAGGAGACGCUAAUGCCGGCGAUAUUGACACUAACACGGCAGCAAGUCCAGUAAGUCAUAAUGAUGGGAGUAUAACAAAGUCUCACACAAACCCUAGGGAUGGGGUUUCAGAGGAGUCGCGGAGCGCGUCAGAAAGUGAGGCCCGCGAUAUAGGGGUGAAGAUGGGUGUCGCGGUACUUAUAAUUAUUGGCGGGUUUCUGGGGGCAGGAGUGGAGGCCAGCGUGGCCCAGCUCUGGCACUGCUACUCCCACGGCUACGACGAAGGUGGCGUCAGCCACGACAUUCUGCAGCGCACCAUCACUCACACCUUCCACCUCAGUACCUACGCCAGUCACAAGUCAUGGUCGCUGCUGACCUCGGGGGCGUGGCUCCUGAUGGGUGGAGCCCUGUCCACCAUAGCGUGCAUGGUGGGUGUUGAGGUGGGCGUGUACGGCGGGUUGGCAAGCGUGCACCUGGCGCUUGUGUUGUGCGCCCUGGGCGUCCUGCUGCUGGUGCCUGUCCCCUACGGCUCCGUGGACCCUCCCAGGACCCGCCGCCCUCUCUCCCUCUACCUCGACGAUGAGGUCCUGCGAGAAGGACUCCGGCGUCUGACCUUCCACUCGUGGGUGCUGGCCAACGGCUGCCUCGCUGCCUUCUCCUUCACCUUCAGCAUCUGGCUCCUGCAGGAGAUGACCUCGCAGGGGUCGGCGAUGGUGGCCCAGGCAGCGGCGCUUGCUGUCACCUUCAUUUCGGAGGGCCUGACUCAUCAGACCCAACGAUGGAUUAUGUCCCACUGGGGGCUGCAGGGAACCAUGGGCAUAGGCGGCGUGGGCGUGAUGCUUCACUUCGGAGUGAUGUGGGCGUCUGAGAACGUUGGCCUAGUGGUCGUCUCCCACGCUGGAUUAGGCUGUGGCUUGGCGCUCAUGUGGGUCGCCGUCAAAAACAACUCUCUACUUCUCGCCACCGUUAGUGACCAGGAGCGGGAGGCGUGGGCGUCGUGGUGGUGCUGGCGUCUUGGUGUGGGCGUGGGGGCGGCCGUGUGGGGGUCAGGUGUACAGGGCGCGGGGCAGACGGUGCGGCCACUCCUUCUACACGCCACACUCAUCUCUGCCACCAUCGCCUCCACCGUUGGUGUCACAGCCAUCAUCACCAGGCGGAACUGGCGAACCCAUCGAAGAGUCUACCACACUCUCGACCUCAACAUGGCUGAUAGCACUGAGGACGACCACGAAGACGACGAUCCCUGCGAAGACGACUGGUUGGUCAAGAGAGCCAAGAAGGAAGGCAUCACUCUCUGAGGGGGAAAAAUAACAUGGGCGAAAUUCUGUUGUGCUGGGAAAAAUGACCAGAUAUACUGUAUAUAUUUGGUCAAUCUUGGCUUGGCUGGAAAUAUGGUAAAUUCGUCAUGCUGGUAUUAGUUCGAUAAACUCAGAAUGAACUGUUGAUGUAUAUGUUAUCAAACUAUGUAACUAGCUCAUUAAUGAUGUAACUUGGGUUUAUGUUUCAGGUCUUAAGCCCAUUAUUAUAUGCCUCUAACCUUGUCACCUACUACUAACAGGAUGAGCUGUGGGUACAUGAACUGAACUAAACGCCACUGUGUGAAGAACAAAGGUGUACAUAUUGUAAUUGUACACCUUUGUAAUUGUACAAAUUGUAAACAAUUUCAUUUAAAUUCAUGGCUACAGCCAAAGUGUGAAAUCUCAAAUCCUGAAAACACUAGCAUUUUAGUAAUUAAAAAUAUACGUUUUUGCAUAGAAAAAUGAAAAUAAUCUAUGAAAAAGUUAAAAGAGCUUGCAGCUCUGAAACAAAUGCGGCAAGGCAUGUUUUUUAUAAGUGUGGGGUGUUGCAAUUAGAACAAGUGGAAGAUAAUGGAAUUAUGGGGGAAGAGGGGCGUAAACCUUUGUUGAGCCUCAGGCUUACUGUCCCUAUUGAUGCCACUACCCAUGGUGGUCCUCGGGUAAAUAAUAAAAAAAAAGUUUGGUGCUGAUAGCUUUCUCCUCACACCAACACCACAAGUUAUUUACCAAUAAAGUCUUGUUCCAAGUUAGUAAUUGUUGUCAGCUCUUGGUGCUUCCAGUAAACCAAUUAAAAUAUUUAGUACAGUGUGCACUCACCUAAUUGUGCUUAUGGGGAUUGAGCUUUGGCUCUUUGGUCUCACUUCUCAACCGUCAAUCAACAGGUGUACAGGUUCUUGAGCCUAUUGGGAUCUAUCAUAUCUAUUCUUAAAACUG